AUGCCCAAACCAAAGAGCCUGCUAAAGGAUUUCAAGCCCAAGAAAAAGGCCGCAAAACAGGCAACCCCAGUCACGGCUGAUGACUUUCUCGCUGCCGGUGUGGAGCUAGAAGAAGCGGGUGAGAAAUGGCGCGCCGGGGAUGCUGCCAAGUCGAUGCGUUUCUUCAUGCGCGCAAUUGCCAAUUAUGAUGAUGGUUUGACGAGACAUCCCGAUGCCUUUGAUUUGGCUUAUAACAAAGCACGAGUGCAAUAUGCCAUCACUCAACACCCUAAACUAGCAGCCCAGCUACCGGCUCCACAAGCCGAGAUCUUGCAAGUUGCAUUGCAAUCACACCGAGAUGCCUUGGUGCUAGACCAGGAUAAUGCAGAUGUCCUGUUCAACAGUGGCCAGGUUCUAACUAGUCUGGCGGAGGCGAUUUCAGAUGCUAAACACCCCGCCGAGGAGCAAUUGAUGCAGGCUAGCACGUAUCUUCAAGAAGCGAUCGAACUGUUCCAGCGAUGUUUGGUCCUGCAAGAAAUGAAAUACACGGAGAUGCAAGAGGAGAUGGAGCAGAUGCAAUCUUCCACAGAUGACCAGGCCCAGCAGCAAGCCCCACCGCAACCGACAGAGGCCGAAGUCCAAGCCGAAUCCGAAGCCGGUGAUGAUCCCCAAGAACAUUGGGCUGCUAUCGUCGAACCCGUCACCAAGAAUACACUAGUCGAUACGGCCGUCGCGCAGCUAGACACAUUGACCGCACUGUGUAAUCUGCUCACUUCCAACCCGGGUGCUGGCGGUGUUGGCUGGGUACAAGAGUAUUCAUCGGAGCUUAUCCAAACCCGCCUACCCGCGUACAUGGAAGGUUCAGACAGACAAUACGAAGCAGCACUAUCGCGAGCGAAACUCGUCUGCGCGAUCCACGAGGUCCUAUACCGAGGCGGCCACACCGACGUCCAAACCUACCAGCAAGAAGUGGGCCAAGCAUUCGGAGCCGAAUUGGACGUAUCCGCCGACCCCGAAGGACUAUGCCAUAAAGCGGACGCCCUGACAUCCCUAAACACGGCAUUUGCAGAAGUACCCCCGCACGAGGAUCCUGAAACAUUGGCCCUUUCCAUCUCCACCCGCUGGUCAUCCCUUUCCGCAGCCCUGGAUGCCUUGACGGCUGCGACUAAACUACCAGAUGCAGAGAAUCUGCCGAAGAUCCACAUCGCGCGCGGGGAUGCGGAAAUGCAGCGGUGGCGGUUGGGGAGAGAGCCUUGGAACCACGCUCUGGCGAAACAGAAUGGCGCCAUGCUCUUGCGCAACGCACAGACGUAUUAUCGUGGAGCGGCGGCAUUGGCUCGUCGGGAUGGGGCGGCGGUGGAAGAGCGUGAUGGGUCUUGUAAGGAGGCAAUCGCUGCUGCGGUGGAUGGUCAGAAUACCAAGCUGCAGGAACUCAAGACUAGGUCUUUUGAGCAGGUUAUUGCUGUCGCGACGGAGAUGGUGGAAGAUGGGAUGAUCGAAGCCACGGAGAUGAGCGCCCUGAUCUCAUAA
Messenger RNA from Penicillium cosmopolitanum, 1509 nucleotides. RefSeq lists its product as uncharacterized. Lineage: Eukaryota; Fungi; Ascomycota; Eurotiomycetes; Eurotiales; Aspergillaceae. The transcript is spliced from 4 exons. Bases 1 to 1509 code for a protein of 502 amino acids. The record is from RefSeq and is a predicted model, not a curated record. Gene Ontology annotation, molecular function: protein binding.